Molecule: messenger RNA, 1320 nt
Organism: Guillardia theta CCMP2712
Lineage: Eukaryota; Cryptophyceae; Pyrenomonadales; Geminigeraceae
Exons: 3
Coding region: 1-1320 (439 amino acids)
Biological process (GO): regulation of DNA-templated transcription
Molecular function (GO): zinc ion binding; DNA-binding transcription factor activity, RNA polymerase II-specific
Source: RefSeq, a predicted model, not a curated record
AUGCAACAAAAAGAGCAGAAGGUAUUGGAUCAUAUCUUCCUCCCCAUGCUCCCUGAAGACCUCUACCUCGAUGACUCCUGCCAAGAUCUCCGCCAGAUCCUCCAUCGCUCCCUCAAGCGCGCUCAGCCCCAAGGCCGCGCCUGCACCCGCUGCCGACGCCAGAAGCUCCGCUGCGACCGCCUCAGGCCCUGCCUCAGCUGCAUCACGCGAGGCUGCCAGGAUGAAUGUGAUGCCGAGAUGGGAGCGACGUCAUGCCUGUCGUGCAAGGUGUCGAAGACGAGGUGCGACAAGAGCCGGCCUUGCUCUACCUGCAUUGCUCGGGGCAAGCCAGAGGAGUGCAGGAGCGGGUCCAAGGCCAGGUCGGUACAGAAGCCGAGAAAGAAGUCAGCAUCGCCGCCGUUGGUCUACUCCCCUGAGGAAGGGAUGACAGAGCGCGAGCUUUCGCCCUGGUCGACGGCGUCAAGCCACGGGAGCCUGGACACGCUCCUGCCGCUCGUCGUCGCCUCGUCGCGGGCGGGGUACAGCGAGCCGGCGGUCCUGCGGCUGAUCAACGCCAUGGGCCCUGACCUCCGCGGGGUGCUGGGCUCCUUGGCUGAGACGGUCGGGGAGCUCAACGCGGCCCGGGCCCGGGCUGGAGAGGGUCUGCGCGGGAGGGACGCAAGCAGGACCAGCGAGCCCCCGGCAGCUGAAGCGUCGUCACGGGGCUGGGCAUCGUGGAGGGUGCACUGGGGACCGGGGGAGGCCCAGCGGGGGAGGACGGAGGUGACGAGGGGGCUGGAGGGGCUAUGGGAGGCAGGGGCAGGCGAGGAGCAAGCGGGAGAGAGGCAUGGCGAGGAGGGGCUGGUCGAGCGGGAGCUGCCGACGUCAGACGUGGAGUACGUGUGCAUGCUGGUGGACGAGCUGCUGUCGUCCGGGGAGGCGCGGGCGGUGAGCUACCACCGUCUGUGCGGGAGGUCAGCAGGGGGUCUGCUGGAGGACAGCAUGCUGGUGCGGUCGACGGUAGAGAGGGAGGAGGACGAGACGGGGCGUGUGGUGAGCAGCCUGCACACGGUGGAGGCGGUGGAGACGGAGGAGUGGGAGAGGAUCCAGGGGAGCGCCGAGACCAGGUCGACGUACAUGCAGGUACGGAGAUACCUCGGGGAGGAGCCGACGGGGGAGGAUGUAGUACGAACGCACCGUACGGACAUGCUUUUCGGGGAGGACUUUGGGAGCAUGUCGGAGACGCGGGAGGGGCGGGAGAGGAUGGAGGGGAUGAGGAGCUUCUUCGAGGAGAAACUUGACAGAAUUUCAGGAACGCUGCGUGUUGUUAGAUUGGUUUGA